This is a messenger RNA of Pseudophryne corroboree (corroboree frog), 2128 nucleotides long. It is a transcript of the gene ATG4C, whose product is annotated as autophagy related 4C cysteine peptidase. The record is from RefSeq and is a predicted model, not a curated record. NCBI's taxonomy places the organism in Eukaryota, Metazoa, Chordata, Amphibia, Anura, Myobatrachidae. Gene Ontology annotation, molecular function: protein-phosphatidylethanolamide deconjugating activity. The coding region runs from base 365 to 1720 and encodes 451 amino acids. The transcript has 11 exons.
AUUAUUCUGAUGCCAAUGUAACUAUAAUGUGACAGAAGAACCCCCCAACAGAGAUGCACAGACACAAAGCACCGGGUACACCUGCAUAUGACACUGGAUACAAUGUGUCCAGAUAUAACUAGCGGCCGGCCAGCAGCGCCCUCUGGUGGCGGUUAGAUAAAGAGCAGCCGCAGCAGCAGCUGCUCCCCUCCUCCUCCCUGAGAGCUUCCCUGUGGCUGACAACAUCCGGCCGGUCUUGUGAGACAUCGCCGGGGACCUGGAGCUGGCUGACACCGAGGAGAGGAGCCUGCAUGGUAAUAGCCGGAGGCGGGUAUUUGCCUAGUCCGGGCACAGUGAGGCAUGGGUUUAUUUUCCAGCGGCGAAUAUGGAAAGCAGCGGCACAGAUGACGUGGAAAAACUGAAAUCUAGGUUUUUAUCUGCAUGGCAUAAUAUGAAAUAUAGUUGGGUACUCAAAACAAAAACCUAUUUUAGACGAAAUUCACCAGUUUUUUUGCUUGGCAAAUGCUACCACUUCAAAUAUGAAGAGUCUAGCGAGUUGUCCCCCGACAGCUCAGAUUCCGGGUCGGUGACGAAUGAUGACGCCUUUGGAUCGGUAGAUGAUUUCCGGAAGGACUUUAUUUCCAGGAUAUGGCUUACAUACAGGGAAGAGUUCCCCCAGUUAGAGGGUUCAACAUGGACAACCGACUGUGGCUGGGGCUGCACCUUGAGGACUGGGCAAAUGUUACUGGCCCAGGGGCUUCUGGUCCACUUCAUAGGAAGAGAUUGGUUGUGGCCAAACGCCCUGGACUUCUACCAGCCAGAGGCAGAUUUCUGGUUGGUAAACAGCGCCAGGAAACUUGCUCCAUUUGAGGCAACGUACAUUGAAGGCAAUAACGAUGCAACUGCAUCUAGGAACGUGUUUGAAGCCGCAGACAAUGCUGAGAAAAGCCAAAACGAGUUCUAUCAUAGGAAAAUAAUCAGCUGGUUCUCCGACCACCCCCAGGCUGCCCUGGGUAUACAUCAGCUGAUCAAGCUCGGGAGAAGCUCCGGCAAAGUUGCUGGAGAUUGGUAUGGCCCAGCAGUGGUGUCUCACCUCUUGAGGAAAGCGAUUGAGGAAUCUGUGGACCCAGAGCUGCAAGGGAUCUCCAUUUAUGUUGCUCAGGACUGUACAAUUUACAGCAGAGAUGUCUAUGACCAGCACAAUAUCUCGGACUGUGAAAAAUCCGUUCUCAUUCUGGUUCCGGUGAGGCUCGGUGGAGAAAGGACCAACACCGAAUAUUUUGAGUUUGUGAAGGGGAUUCUGAGCCUUGAGUAUUGUGUUGGAAUCAUUGGUGGUAAACCAAAGCAGUCCUAUUACUUCGUGGGAUUCCAAGAUGACAGUUUGAUUUACAUGGAUCCCCAUUACUGCCAAUCUUUUGUCGAUGUCAGCAUAAAGGAUUUCCCUCUCGAGUCAUUCCACUGUCCUUCCCCAAAGAAAAUGCCUUUCAAAAAAAUGGACCCGAGUUGCACAAUUGGAUUUUACUGCCGAAACGCCGGAGACUUUGAGAGGGCGGUAGAUGAACUGACGAAGGUGCUGAAAUCUUCUAGCAAGCAGAAUUACCCUUUAUUUACCUUUGUAAAUGGACAUGCUCAAGACUUUGAUUUUGCCUGCACUCCGGUCUACGAGGAGAAUGACCUUUUCACAGAGGAUGAGAAGAAAAGAUUAAAAAGACUUAGCACCGAGGAGUUUGUCUUACUGUGAAUUUUCCGUGCGCCCUGUACCAGGCAAUUCUCCACGGCGCAUCCAUCCUGACACACAAACACUAGAACAAGAGACUGUAUUUUGUUUGUUUUUUUCCCCGUGUUUUUUUUUGUUUUUACAAUCUCUUUUUUAAAUGAUGUUUUCUUAAUGUGUUUUUUAUGCUCUUUCGGGGCCUUUUACAAAUGUCUCAUUUUUGUACGGUGGUUACACUAAUGACUGUUUAAUAAUGCAUGUGACUGGGACACCUACAAAUUGGACCGAAUGCACCGUUUUCUCAUCUCCGCCACCGAGGGUGCUUGCGUCACUGUGAUCUGUACAGUAUCUUAGGUUUUAAACUGUUUCCGUUCAAUAGGCAUCAGAUCCUUUUAUCUCCUAUGGCCACGUAAAAUAAAACUAGGUUGGUAUGGA